Molecule: messenger RNA, 1146 nt
Organism: Alternaria hordeiaustralica
Lineage: Eukaryota; Fungi; Ascomycota; Dothideomycetes; Pleosporales; Pleosporaceae
Exons: 1
Coding region: 1-1146 (381 amino acids)
Source: RefSeq, a predicted model, not a curated record
AUGGGUACCUCGUUAGCGAAGGAUGCCCGAGCACUACAACGCCAGAUUUCUACCUUGCACGCAGACUCGGAAGCCACGCUGAUCACAUACUCCAAGCUACUGCACAAGUACCCCGAAGACCGUCGCGCCUUGCUCGCACUGCUCGACGCGACCGCACAUAGCAUCAUCGAGGGGUGGAGGCUACGAGCGCUGGAUGACCACACGAACGCACGAGGAGCCUUCAAUAGCCUGGAGAAGGGUCGGUGGGUAGAAUUCGGCUGGCUUGAACUUGACAUCGCUUUCGCAUCGGUCUGGAUCGACAAACCAACCUUUCUAGUUCAACUGCGAGCGCUGCACGACAAGACCAAGCUCAACUGGAAAACAGCCGUUGGCCUCAUCGCAACUGCUAAGGGCAACGCUCGCGACGUCAAACCAAAACACAUCAAGCACGUACUAGAAGAAGCGCAAGCAACCGAGAGAAGCGUUACAGUCGCGCACAGAAAGACGGCUGUUUACGUUGAUCAGAGAGAAGUGUACGGGCCUGCGACUGGCGACUGCGAGGAGCAGGAAAGCAACGCAGAACAAGACGAAGACGGAGACGUAACGCUCGUAGAACACGACCCCCCGACGCAGAAAACCCCCGAUCAACCACCCAUCACCCAGUCUGAUCCCCCAAGCUGGGGCGAGGACGAAACGUGCUUAGACGACGGCAUUGUCCCGGUGAACGAGACCGGAAGGCAGCAUCUCCAACGUCAGCAUCUCGACGAGCAGCGUAUCGACCCGCAUCUUGUCACGAUGGCCACAAGCAAUGCACAAAGCGUACAGCCUGAAGAUCGGGUCGCGAUUGUGAAGCGCUGGAAGCAGGAACUGGAGGACAGUCGCGCGAAGGCAAGGCAGUCUCGGGAAGCCAAUGUUGCUGCCGGCGUACAUCUCGAGGAAACAACGAACAUAUCGAACCUGAACGCACGCAAACGAGUCGCGCGUGUCGCCUUUGGUAUACCAGAUGAUGAAAGUCAGAUGGGUGAUGAAGCCGCUCAAAUGACUAUGGCGGAUGCGACGGCCGAGCUGGAACGUACAUCUACGGCGUGGAAAGCCGAUCGUGAAGAGACUGCACGGAAGGAAGCAGAGUUUGUCGACAUCACGCGUGUAGUCCUCGAGGGGGUAUGA